AUGUCCUCAUCAUGUGGUACGAUGAUGUCCUCAUCAUGUGGUACGGUGAUGACCUCCUCAUGUGGUACGAUGAUGUCCUCAUCAUGUGGUACGAUGAUGUCCUCAUCAUGUGGUACGAUGAUGUCCUCAUUAUGUGGUACGAUGAUGUCCUCAUUAUGUGGUACGAUGAUGUCCUCAUCAUGUGGUACGAUGAUGUCCUCAUCUUGUGGUACGAUGAUGACCUCCUCAUGUGGUACUAUGAUGUCCUCAUUAUGUGGUACGAUGAUGUCCUCAUUAUGUGGUAUGAUGAUGUCCUCAUCAUGUGGUACGAUGAUAUCCUCAUCAUGUGGUACGAUGAUGACCUCCUCAUGUGGUACGAUGAUGUCCUCAUCAUGUGGUACGAUGAUGUCCUCAUCAUUUGGUACGAUGAUGACCUCCUCAUGUGGUACGAUGAUGUCCUGUAUUAGGAAAAUCUAA
Molecule: messenger RNA, 456 nt
Organism: Candidula unifasciata
Lineage: Eukaryota; Metazoa; Mollusca; Gastropoda; Stylommatophora; Geomitridae
Source: the annotation of a GenBank genome assembly